Molecule: messenger RNA, 666 nt
Organism: Centruroides sculpturatus (bark scorpion)
Lineage: Eukaryota; Metazoa; Arthropoda; Arachnida; Scorpiones; Buthidae
Product: scavenger receptor class B member 1-like
Exons: 6
Coding region: 1-666 (221 amino acids)
Cellular component (GO): membrane; cytoplasm
Molecular function (GO): scavenger receptor activity
Source: RefSeq, a predicted model, not a curated record
AUGUUGUAUAGCUUGAAAAUUAUUUUAUCUCCUGAAAGUGAAAUUUAUCCAUAUUGGAAAGAUAUGUCUAUUCCAGUAUAUCUCAGGAUUUAUUUGUAUAAUAUUACAAAUCCUAUGGAGAUAGAAAAUGGAAUUAUACCAAAACUGGAACAAGUAGGACCAUAUACUUUCAGAGAGGAACGACACAAAAUAAACAUUAAAUGGAAUAAUAAUGGAACAGUAUCUUACCAACAAAUCAAAAGGUGGUACUUUGAAACCAGUAUGAGUAAUGGUUCAUUAAGUGAUUCUGUAUUUACAUUAAAUGCUCCAAUGAUAAUCUUAGUUUCAAUACUUCAACAAAAUAUGCCAGAAAUAGUGUUGAAAAUUCUAACAAAACUCUUAGAAACAUUAAAUAGUAAUUUGAUAAUUUCAAGAUCAGUUGAUGAAUUACUUUUUAUGGGUUAUGCAGAUGAUCUUUUGCAGUUACUAAAACAUCUGAAUUUAUAUCCUGAGAGAGAAUUUGGUUGGUUCUAUAAGAAAAAUAAUAGUGAUGAUGGGAUAUUUACUAUAUAUACUGGAAGUACAAAUAUAAAUUACAGGGGCAUGUUAGACAAAUGGAAUGGUGUAAUGCCUGAAGACAAUUUGAAACCCUCACAAGAUGAUGUAAUUUCUGUAUCUGGUAAAUGA